AUGCUGAAGAAACAUAGGCAUGGAAUGAUUUUCAAAAUGCCGAAACUGAAAGACCAAGGUGCACUGAGUGAGGAGCUAUCAUCCACAGAAGAAAUAUCUUCAUCGAAACUUUCCCACGAGAAGUAUUUGUCGGUAACAUUUGCAUUUGUGUCUGACAUUUUACAUACUUUUGCUGUAUUAAAGACGGCAUUUCUACAAUCGGGAAGGAUGCUAAAUCAAAGGAAAAGGCGGAUUCAAGGGAAAGGAUUUUCCAUUGAUACAUUGAUAAAUCUUUCAUCCAACCUUCCCAUCUCCACUAGGACAGUCCAAACCAUUGUGGAAGUCGAAGCCUUUGCCCUAAAAGCCGACGAUCUGAAGUUUGUGGCAUCUCAGUUCCGACGCCUUCACAGCAAGCAGCUGAGCCACACUUUUAGAUUCUACUCGCAACAAUGGCGCACAUGGGCCACAUGUUUUAUACAAGCUGCAUGGCGGCGCUAUAGCAAGAAGAAGCUUGAAGAGUCUCUUGUUGAAGAGGAGAACAGGCUGAAAGAUGCAUUGGCAAAGGCUAGUGGUAGCUCAGGAAGUCUAAAUGCCCUCAGAUUAUUGCGGCGUAGUGGCACCGCAAGGAAGACAAGGAUGUCAGAGAGAAUACCAGCUAUGUUACUUCAGAAGCCUGAAGAACCUGACUUUACCGAAGAACAAUAGUAUAUAGUUAA
Molecule: messenger RNA, 695 nt
Organism: Trifolium pratense (red clover)
Lineage: Eukaryota; Viridiplantae; Streptophyta; Magnoliopsida; Fabales; Fabaceae
Product: cyclic nucleotide-gated ion channel 1-like
Exons: 3
Coding region: 1-684 (227 amino acids)
Source: RefSeq, a predicted model, not a curated record